GUGCAUAUAAGUCCCCGGAAAGCGCCCCUCGCAUGACGCAGUGGCUUUUCCGACUGCGACUCGGUGCUUCGAUUUGAAGGGAAAUUCAAGGUGCAGUUUCCUCGAGGACUGAAAUUAAGGAGGCGCCAUGAGAAUCGUCGCCUUCAUGAUGGUGCUCCUCGCAGCCGUGGUCGGCAGUUUCGGCCAGGGCUACGGUCAGCUGUUCGCAGGAUUCGGAAGCUACGGCCGACUCACCUCCGGAAUGAGGGAUCCUAGAUCCAACACCGGACCAGUCCUGUUCCCGCCAGGACCUCCGGCCAACCCGGCCGACACCAGCGGCGUCGUAGUCGGGGCCAGCGGUUACGGGUUCGUGCCGCCCAACGCAGGCAUCUUCACGUAUUACUACUAAUCCGGUGGAACUACCUGCCUCUUCCUAUCACCAACUCGUCCCUUAAUCGAGAGCUCGUUGCUCUUAUCACGCCGAGCUCUCCCAAGGCCGAAAGGAGAUCGCAGCUUGGAAGGUCUGAAGGGGCAAAGAGGGAUCCACGGAAUCGUGCAGGAUCACGGAUCGGAUCGUAAGGACGAAUCGCACAGGGGGAUUGUCGCUACGGAGUCCGCCAUUUUGUUCAGAGCGGCGUCUCGAAGAACGUCUUCCGCGACUUCCGGCAAAGAUGGCGGCCAUCUGGUCGCGUCGCUCUCCGUGACUUGUGAAGGAACAAUUGUAAUCUUAGCUAGAGGUAACCAAGGUAGACGAAUUCGUGCAUCGGAAUGCACCUGGCCUGCGAAAGCAGACACACGUACCUAAUGCUCCACGGGCGGGCAUCUGCGAACGUUAGUAUAAUACUUCCGUUUUAGAAAGUUAGCAAAUAAAGGAGUCGUUUCCUUCGA
Molecule: messenger RNA, 867 nt
Organism: Orussus abietinus
Lineage: Eukaryota; Metazoa; Arthropoda; Insecta; Hymenoptera; Orussidae
Gene: Wat
Exons: 5
Coding region: 128-388 (86 amino acids)
Source: RefSeq, a predicted model, not a curated record